Cicer arietinum (chickpea) is the source of this 1082-nucleotide messenger RNA. RefSeq names its product NAD(P)H-quinone oxidoreductase subunit S, chloroplastic-like. Gene Ontology annotation, biological process: photosynthetic electron transport chain. The record is from RefSeq and is a predicted model, not a curated record. NCBI's taxonomy places the organism in Eukaryota, Viridiplantae, Streptophyta, Magnoliopsida, Fabales, Fabaceae.
AUUCUUUCAGACAAAUCUUAGCUGUCGGAUUAAUCUAACGACCAAUAGUAUUGAUCUCUCAACUAUUAGAUUAAUUCAAUGAUUGUGAUUUUACUAGAGAGAGACAAGGGGUUGUAGAGGAUCCACAUGUCUAUAUGUGUGCAUCCUGUUAUUAUUCUUUCCAAUUGAUCCAACUUUGGUCGACUUCUAUUUUUUGGAUAGAUGUAAUCAAUGACAACCAACCACCUAUUGGAUGCACUAUGUAAGAUAUUAAUUUGUGGUUAGAAUUGCAUGAGGAAUCUAUUCAUCAUAGUUUUUGAGACUAUACAUCCAAAACUCAUUAACAUGUUAAAGGAUUACAUCAAAACUCUUUCCUUUUUGCACCCAACUUCACUUCCUCUUAUUGUAACUAUCAAAUAGCAGGUAAGUUAAGAAUGGCUUCUUUUGCUACUCUUCUGAGAUCUCAGUUCCUAGGCCAAGAUCAUCAUCACAUAAAAACUUCUACAACACAUCACAGAAAACAAACUUCUCAACCACAACCUCGUGCCGAAUUCAACAUACUGAAAAUGAUGGGAGGAAGAGGGCUAUGCAAUGGAGAAAAAGGCCUUGAACAAGAGCUGAAAAAGCAAGUUGAUCAUAAAGAGGAAACAACAUCCAAUGAUGACAAAGGGGAAGAAAACUCAGAUAUUGGUGGUAGUAGUGUUGUAGCAAUUCCAGAAGAUGGUUUUGAGAAAGAAAUGAUGGGGCUAACUGGGGGAUUUCCUGGUGGUGAAAAAGGGUUGAUCAAGUUCAUUGAGGAAAAUCCACCAAGGAACUCUUCUCAACCUUUCACUAUCGAAGAAAAUAACCAAAGUUUUCUUGAAGAAUCCAAAACAUCAUAGUUUAACAUUCUUUCUGUACACUUUUUAUUUUAUUUAUAUGUCCUCUAAUCUGAUUUUUGACGACUCAAACUUGGAUGAGGUUUCUUUCUUAUGAGGUGAGAUUAGAUUUUUGUGCAGAGUAAUAUUACUUUCUUUUUCAGAAUGUAUCUAUAAAUCUAUAUGUGAUGUAGCUUUGUCAACAGUUUAAUGGAUCUCAAUUUCAAAGUUUAAUGUUCAAACUAA